CAGAUGGCAAUGAUGACACCACGGUGCUCUGAAAAAGAUUUGAGCGGGAGUUCUGCAGCGCCUAUAAAAUGAGGUGCGGGGAGUCGAUGUAGGUCAUGACUCAUGACUGCCAUGGCGCCAUUUAGCAGCAGCAUCAGCAAUCGACGCCAAAACCUGCGGAAUGCGGCGGUUGCAGUUCUCGCUCCGCUGCCGUCCGUUUUGUUCUACCUAUCGUUCCUACGCAAUUACUCGGAAGAUUCUGCUUCGCCUCUCUGGAAUUGGUGCGGUCGGCACCCUUUCCUGUUGGCGAACGUUCUGUUCUUCUUCAAUGUCAAUGUUCUAUUCUGGAUAGUAGCUCUCAUCCAGUCCAGCCACUGGAUGAUCGGUUUGUAUUGGAUGAUGAUACCUGUGAUGCUGGUUCAUAGCUUCGCAAGUCACCCGUUGGCGGAGUUCAACGCUUGGAGAUCGAGGUUGGUGAUUAUUUUGACGUGGAUUUGGAGCGUUCGACUCGGUCACAGCUAUUUCCGCCGGGAAAAAUGGCAGUGGGGAGCGCAGGAAGACUGGAGAUUCAGCGACAUGCGGCGGCAGUACGGCAGCAAUUGGUGGUGGAUUUCCUUCUUCGCUAUCUACCUUUCUCAGCAGGCAUUUCUCAUGGGAAUAUGCUCACCUCUCUAUGCUGUCCACUCAGAAGAUAAGCAAUUGAAUAGAUGGGAUUUAGUUGCUGCCAUGGUGUGCUUGACUGGUAUUAGUAUUGCCUAUUUUGCUGACACACAGCUUCACAAUUAUGUGACUAGAACUGAAAAGAUGAAACAUCUUGGUCAAGCGUCUGCGCCGAUUCUUGAUGAAGGCUUAUGGCGCCACUCACGGCAUCCAAACUAUUUUGGCGAGCAGCUAUGGUGGUGGGGAUUGGCGAUGUUUGCUUGGAACUUGGAUUGUGGGUGGAUGUCUAUUGGGGCGUUAGUGAACACUUUAUGCUUGUCUUAUGUUACGGUACUUGUGGAGGAACGGAUGUUGAAGAAGGAGAACAGGGCGGAGGCAUACAAGAAGUACCAGCGUACAACUUCCAUGUGUGUACCUUGGUUCAAGUCAUCUUUGGUGGAAAAAGAAAAGAAAACAUGACCAAGAUAUCGGUAUAGAUUGGCCUCUGUAAGUGAUUGUUCAUCAUUGCUCUACUUUCUUUUGUGCAACGACAGUUUGAUUGCUUUGUUUUCUGGUAAUGGAAUUGGACAAAAUGAUUGUGAGA
This is a messenger RNA of Andrographis paniculata, 1222 nucleotides long. RefSeq lists its product as uncharacterized. The coding region runs from base 103 to 1098 and encodes 331 amino acids. Gene Ontology annotation, cellular component: membrane. The transcript has 3 exons. Gene Ontology annotation, molecular function: oxidoreductase activity, acting on the CH-CH group of donors. Gene Ontology annotation, biological process: lipid metabolic process. The record is from RefSeq and is a predicted model, not a curated record. Lineage: Eukaryota; Viridiplantae; Streptophyta; Magnoliopsida; Lamiales; Acanthaceae.